Rhinichthys klamathensis goyatoka is the source of this 1775-nucleotide messenger RNA. RefSeq lists its product as uncharacterized. Lineage: Eukaryota; Metazoa; Chordata; Actinopteri; Cypriniformes; Leuciscidae. Gene Ontology annotation, cellular component: cytoplasm; cytosol. The coding region runs from base 1 to 1704 and encodes 567 amino acids. The record is from RefSeq and is a predicted model, not a curated record. Gene Ontology annotation, biological process: peptidyl-lysine methylation. Gene Ontology annotation, molecular function: protein-lysine N-methyltransferase activity. The transcript is spliced from 7 exons.
AUGGAAAAUCGGGAGGAAACGUUAAAAUUGGAAGAUAGAAAUGUAAACAAUAACAAAGAAGAAGAGGAGGAGGAGCACAACACGGAUCUUGAAAGUGAGGACAGUGGAGACGGCAGCUCUGAGACGGAUUCAACAUUCGUAGAGCAGAAAUCGGAGAAAGGAAGCACAGAGAAUGAGAACGUGAGAUCAUUGGCACCGGCAAUUUACUACAGACCUGAGAAAGAAGUUUACCAUUUUUUGGGACAGAAAAUCACAAUUGAGGAGUCCAUCGAUUCUUACGGUGCUACUAUAUGGCCAGCGGCACUUGCACUUUGCCGAUUCUUGGAAACCCCACAGGGUCGUCAACAGAUUGAUUUACUCGACAAAUCAGUUCUUGAGCUUGGAGCUGGAACCGGCUUACUUUCAGUUGUCGUCACGCUGUUGGGUGCCAAACUAACAGCCACGGAUUUGCCCGAGAUUCUGAGUAAACUGACAUGCAACCUCAACAGGAACACGAGAGGCCGGAGGAGGCACGAGCCCCAGGUAGCAGAACUCUUCUGGGGUCACAAGCUGGACGAGGCCUUCCCUAGAUCCACACACCAAUAUGAUUAUGUGUUGGCGACUGAUGUGGUGUAUCACCACGACUUCUUGGCCGAGCUGCUGGUCACCAUGCGCCACUUCUGCCAGCCGGGAACUACUCUAGUCUGGGCGAACAAGGUCCGCUUUGUCUCGGAUCUGGGCUUCAUCGACAACUUCCUCCGAUAUUUUGAUAUCACACUGCUUGAAGAGUUGGAUGACGUGAGGAUUUACGUAGCAACCAGCAAGAUAUCAGAGAAGGAAGGUGACCAGGUUCAAGAGACUAGCGAGGAAGUGGAGGACAACGGUGACCUUGAGUCAAGCAAGCGGGACGCUGGGGAACCGAACUCUAUGAGCGAGACUGGAGACAAUGCAGAGGAACUGGAACCAGAGCAGGAAUCUGACGAUACUCAGAGUUUAGAAAACGAUGCGAAGGAGAAACAAGUACAGGAAGAACUCCAGGACUCUGGAAGAUCUGUGGAGGAAGAAGCUGAACCUGACAUCACAGAAACACCUAAACAGAGACCCUGGGCUCCCACUGUCUACUACAGUAAUGGCAAGGAAACCUACUACUUUCUAGGUCAUGAAAUCAGGAUUCAGGAAUCCGUAGACCAUUAUGGCAGCACGGUAUGGCCAGCGGCUUUGGCCCUUUGCCGAUUCCUGGACACCCCGACAGGCCGACAGCAGAUCAAUCUCCUCGACAAACUGACCCUGGAGCUCGGAGCGGGAACGGGUAUUCUCUCGAUAGUUGCCACACUUCUGGGUGCUAAACUGACGGCCACGGAUCUCCCAGAAAUCCUUGGCAAUCUGAGGUCCAACUUGAACCGGAACACCAGGUGUCAUAGGAGACACGAGCCUCGGGUUACAGCGUUGGCAUGGGGCUACAAACUGGAGGAGACGUUUCCCCGCUGCACACACCACUACGAUUACGUGCUGGCCGCCGAUGUGGUCUAUCACCACGACUAUCUCCCCGAGCUCCUCGACACCAUGCGUCACUUCUGCGGUCCGAAGACCACGCUGAUCCUCGCAAACAAGGUCCGGUAUCAGGCCGACCUGGUGUUUAUAGGGGACUUUCAGAAAGCUUUUAACACUACAUUGCUGACAGAGAUGGAUGAGGUGAGGAUUUACUCGGCUACCAUGAGAAUCUGAUGACUUCAUGCACCGCUUUAAGAAGGCUUUCCAAACUACACUGCUGGCAGAGGUAGAGGAGCUGAAGGCGU